Messenger RNA from Exophiala dermatitidis NIH/UT8656, 2726 nucleotides. RefSeq lists its product as uncharacterized. The coding region runs from base 1244 to 2128 and encodes 294 amino acids. The record is from RefSeq and is a predicted model, not a curated record. NCBI's taxonomy places the organism in Eukaryota, Fungi, Ascomycota, Eurotiomycetes, Chaetothyriales, Herpotrichiellaceae. The transcript is spliced from 5 exons.
GAUGGGCUUGCCAGCGUCCAGAUGAGCUUUCCAGAUCCAUUUUUCAAAGGCGUGCAGUCUCUUUUGGCGGCUUGUUGUCGGCGCCUCUUCCGGCGGACCGCCCAUCACUGUGCCUCUGGACGUACAGGUAAUCUCCUUUCUGCUCCGGUUCGAAGCGCCACCUUGGAGCACAGUCGUUUUGACGCCAGAAGAGGUCUUUUCUCGGGCUUUAUUUCCAUCAAACAACGAUGCUCUACAGCGCACAUGCUCGGCAGCUGCGGAACGGAGGCUUCGAACUUCAGUUGUAAAGCCCAGGAGCUUGUCAGACCGCCGAAACUGGACAGAAGCCGGGGAUUGCGGGCAGGUAUAUGUUGGCGAUCCCCAGGGAGCACACCAUUAUUGAGGUAUGGACCUAGGGUAGGGCUUCGGCAUCAAGGUCAAGUUUCCAAGCACAAGAAUAAUGAAAGAGGCUAAACUGGCGUGGGCGUGCACAAGUGCAGGGUAGCUGGCCACACUGGGCAGUCUGGUAAUCAAGGCCUGGGAGAAGGAGAUCACUGCGUGCAGUGUGUUGAUUGCUCCUGGGGCCUGUAGGUGAUGGGGAGCUCAGCUGUAGCAGGCUGCUAGGUGCGGACUGGCAAAUAGAGCCGGAAGGGUGCAGGAGUUCAGGUCCAAUGAAAACUGGAUAGGCGCCCCUAGUGCGGCAGUUACAGUGGAGCCGGUAGUGGGAAAUCACCACGCAGGGGCGGCAGCACAGGCAAAGCAGUCGGGAGAAAAAUAGGUGCGAGCGCCUGUAACAGAAGGAGAAAGAGCCCCAGGAAGUAAGGCAGUGGUGCCUGUUUGAUCAGAUUCUGCACGGCGCUGCAGCUGGGGAGACACACAUGCCUCUGUGUGUGCCUUUUGUCCUCUCCAAGGCCUGUUAGCCCUAAACUUCCGGGUUGAUCUGGGAGCGCCCUCCAGCUGCCGCUCGCCCACUUAUACCCAGCCCACCCCCCGAACUCCUCUUCAACCUCUUCCGCCCGAAAAAUCUUUUCCUCCCCAAAAGCUGAAGUGGUGCGUGUCUUGAUUCUUGCCGCACCUCACUGCAGCCAACACCCAUCACUCAUUCCCUCAGCUUCCCUUGUAGCCAACGCGCCGCGUCCACCUCCAGGCACCUUUUUCAGGUCGAGCCACACUCACCACCAAAACACGGACGCGCACCUAAGCUUCUCUAUCUCAAUCCACCGCCACAACCCAUCUUCCAGGCACACCCCAACCAUCACCAACAAUGGCCAAGAAGACUGCGGCACCUCAGGACCCUGAGUCGGCCACCACUCAGGUCAACAUUGCUGACUUCCAGCGAACCCGCGAUUCGGUCAUUGUCGCCCUCGCCACGCUCCAGUCUUCAGUUCAAGACCUCUCGCGCGCCUAUAUCCAACAUGCCAAUACCGUGCUGACGCCCGGCAAACACGGCUUGAACCCUAUCGACGCCAACCUCACCAGCAUCCUCACUGAUUCUGGUCUAUUGGGUGGACGACCUGCCGAGGCGGCACCAGCCCCGGUUGAGCCAGAAGGCGAUGGCAAGAAGAAGCGGAAGAGGACACCUCAUGACCCCAAUGCUCCCAAGCGUGCUCUCACCCCGUACUUCCUGUACAUGCAAAGUGCCCGUGCCACGAUUGCCAAAGAACUUGGUGAUCAGGCCAAGCCCAAGGAGGUUGCCGAUGAGGGGACUCGCAGAUGGACAGAGAUGAGCCCGGCUGAGAAGAGUGUCUGGGAUGACAAGUACCAGAAGAACCUGGCCGCUUACCGUGUCAAGAUGGCUGCAUACAAGGCGGGGCAACCAGUUCCCAGCGAUGAAGAGGCUGCAGCAAUGGUCGAGAUGGGCAAGGCCCCAGGACAUAUUGCUGGCCUUGACGCCGAGGGCGAGACGGAAGAAGAAGAGGUUGCUGCGGCUGAAACGUCACCAGAGCCAUCCCCAGAGCCCGUCAAGGAGCCCAGCCCACCCAAGUCUAAGCGUCGCAAGACCAAAGAUGCCACUCCCAGCAAACCGACUCCCGCUAAGACUGAGGCCAAGUCGCCAGAGAAGAAGACGAAGAAGACAGCCAAGAAGGAAGCGCCGUCUGCUCCCGCGUCGUCCGCUAAGAGCGAGAAGACGAGAAAAGGGAAGAAAUGAGCGCUGGCACAACGGUCACGGCUGUAUGUCUCUAGGUUGCCGACAUCAUUGGGACAGUUCGGGUUGGGCUUGGUUUUGGCAUGGGUUUUACAGGUGACCAUCACUCAUGGGGAACACAUUGGCCAUGGGUUCUAAUGAAGGCGUUCGGGAUGGUUCUUUGAGAGACACACCUACACGAUCUGCGUAUGCCCUUCGAUCCAGGCAAGUAGGUUAUUCGAUGCAGCAAUGGAGCCCAGUUUGCUUACGCAGAUGAGGUGCCUGCAUAUGUCCUUUCGGUUUGGUCGGUGUUGAUAUCCGUAUGCAAAAAGUCUGUUCAUGACCAAACUGUUCGUCUUCAACUACGUAGGUACUUGCUCGUCAGGAGGUAUCAGUAGUUUAUACAAGGAUCAUCAAUCUACAGCCAUUGACAGUAAACACGGACGCGUCUCCCACCCCAGGCGAUGAGGUUGCCAUUUCUCAUCGCAUCGGAUACGCGAGCGUCAUACCGUGUGCCACACGUCCAAAAAAUACUGUACUGUCUCUGUUUCGGGCCGCGUCGGCCCAGGGAAGAGAAUUGAACCGGGUUUCAAGUUGUCUAUCAUAUAUGCGUUGUCACUCC